UCCCUCCGUCCUCGGAUGAACCUCCUCUUUCUCUCUCUCCCUUCACACACACACACACACACACCCCCACACAUCGACACACACGUGCAGCCCUGACACAAAGUGUGUGUGUGUGUUUUCAUUCGUGAGAUGCCAUUUCUCCCAGAGGACUCUGAGGGACUCCAUGUCUCUGCUCUCCUGAAACGUAUUUGUGUUCAUAGGUGUGGUGGGGGGUAUGGGGGGGUGUUUCCGGCCCUGCGAGGUCCAGCCUGUCUGACUCAGUGACGUCUGAGCAGAAACACAGUGUCAGUCUGCAGAGACCGGACCAGCAGACAGCAGCCGGAUUACCUCCGACCAUCAUGGGCCCGCACGGCACCAACAGAGCUGUUCAGCGGCUGGAGUUUUGCAACUGCAAGAAGGGACUCGGUGUGAAGAUCAUCGGGGGGUACAGAGAUCUGACCGGAGAAGAGUUCGGGAUCUACGUGAAGAGAGUCGUCGCCGGGGGGCUCGCCGCUCAGGAUGGGCGCUUGAGGUCCGGUGACCUGAUUGUUGACGUCAAUAACAUCAGUCUGAUGGGCGUGACCAAUGAGAGGGCGGUGGAGAACCUGAGGAUGGCGUCGCUCUCCAAUCACAUGACGCUGCUGAUCGCCAGAGACGAGGAGUCCAGGAGGGAGUUUGGAGAGCUGAUGGAAAAAUACGGAUCCAAUAAUAUCUCCUCUUCAGGACCCAUGUCUCCCACACAGACCGCCACAGUGUCAGGGAGGCUGACGGACACGGCCUCCUCCUCCUCUUCCUCCCGGUCGGAGAGUCCUCAGCUGCUGAGUCCUAAAGAGGGGGUCACGGCCCCCCCACACAGCACCACGCUGCCCCUCCACAACGUGCACAACCCCCCGCACGCCUUCAGUGACAGUGGGAUCCAGCUGAUCUGCGUUUCCAAGGGAACAGGCUUGGGGCUCGUCAUCAGGGGCGGAGCUAACCGUGUCGAUGGACCAAUGGUGUUCAUCCAGGAAGUGGUUCCUGGAGGAGACGCCCACAAGGACGGGCGUCUGCAGGCCGGGGAUCAGCUGGUCUCCAUCAACAAAGAGUCUCUGAUCGGAGUCACGUACGAGGAGGCGAGGAGCGUCCUGACCCGGACCAAACUCAGACCAGACCCCACGGUGGAGAUCGCCUUCAUCCGGCGCCACUCCUCCUCCGACUCGUCCUCUGGACUCCACAGCCCCGUCUCCCAGCAGGGGUCGGCGGGAGGAUCCGUACCCCAGCAGAGGGCCUCGCUGCUGGGAGCCUCAGGGGCCCCGGGCUCCAGGAUCACCUCCAGCAGACACCCGGCCUGCGAGAUUCUGCCGGCCGUCAGCGUCACUCAGGUGAGAGUUCCUGCAGUGAGAGCCGAGGCGACGCCAGAGAGCGACAGCAGCACAGAGACAAACCCUGAGCCUCCUCACAGGAAGCUUCCGCUCAGAACAAACCGGCGCCUCAAAGUGGACAAGCUGGAGCAGGCUCUGUGUGUGUUGGGUCUGCAGCUCUCAGUCUCUCAGCAGCAGAUCCUCCUCUGCAGACUGAGGGCGGACGCUGGAGGAACCGUGGCCUUCACAGACUUUGAGAGUCAGGUGCGGGAUCUGUUCAGGUCUCAGCUGGAGGACUCAAGCUUCUCGUCUGAAGAUCUGUCUGCUCUGUUGGAGUCGCCAAAUUCACGGACAUCUAGGUCGGACUCGGAGGAUCUGGAAGAGAUGGAGAGGCUGAGGAAGGAACACAUCGAGGCUCUGAGGGAAAUCAAGAGGCUGCAGGAGCAGCUGGGGGAGUCUCAGAGGGUCCACCAUCAGACAGAGGAGGAGCUCAGUAAAGUUAAACAGGAAGUGAAGCUCAUGUCGGAGGAGAGUCGGGCCCUCCGGACUCGGGUCCAGCUAGCGGAGGCGGCGCAGAAGCAGGCGAGGGGGAUGGAGAUGGACUACGAGGAGGUGAUCCAUCUUCUGGAGGCCGAGAUCGCAGAGCUCAAGACUCUGAGGGCGGAGCAGCCGGGGAUCCCGACCAAUAAGGACGACGCAGAGGAUCUGAAGAAGAAAGUGGCCGUCCUCGAGUGUCAACUACGGAAGAGCGAAGCGACCAAGAAGGGCUUCGAGCUGUCCACGGGGAAACUGCUGAGCUUCGUCGAGCUCCGGGGACGUAAAGGUCAGCGCGGCGUCUCAAGGCAUGGCCCCCCGCUACAGGAAGACCCCCUGGACGGCGCUGACGCUGGCUCAGGAGGCCAAGGAGCUGGCCCGGACGGUGCGGGCCCUCCUGGAGGUGGACUUGCUGACCUUCUAGAGGAUUCGUCUCUCUGCAGGACGUCUGCAGGACGACAGCCCCCCUCACCUCCUCAGACCCUCAGCUCCUGUAGCUCUGGACUCCGGCUCCUCUGCAUGACCCUCUGUCCAAACAGUUCCCCACGCUCUCUGUCCUGAGUCCAGCAGCAGUUCCUCUAGCUUUAGAGCUGCAGUGUUCUGAAGCAUAGCGUGAAACCUCAUCUUUUGAGAGACUUGCCGUAGGUCUACGGGUCACACCGUAAGGAAGUGGACUUUAUUGAAGUUUGACUUUUUGCACAUUGGCCAGUUUGAGACGCAGUGCGAGUUUACCUCCAGGCUCGGAUCCACCUGGAUCAGCAGGUCUUACCUCUGCUAACCUCUGGUUCAAUGAACUGUGUUUUAAUACAGACGACUCACUCACUGUGCUUCUGUUUGACCGAGCUAAAACAAGACAAGACACGAGGACCACAUACAUUUAAAAUAAAACUGAAAUCGUGAAUCCGUUGGACCAUCAAUCCAAACAUCCAAAAAGGUCUGCCAACUCCAGAGCCGCGUAUUUGGAAGAGACAUGCAGAUGAAACCUUCUGUGUUUAGGGGUUGUUGCAUAUCUUCCAGGGGAACAACAGGUCGGUGUGAGCAGCUUUUAUUUUAGCAAUUACAGCUGGUGCCAAAACGUUUGGAUCGCAGACAAAGCUCCCCGAGCGUUGGUGAGGUCCUCUAGAUUUCCCCCAGCCUCCGUCUCGUUAGCAUCAACCAAACCUUCCUUUAACACGCGAUAUCAAACUUCACUUAUGGUCUGCAUUUACUGUUAGAAAUAGGACCUGUAGCUGUCUGCCUCUCUGUGGUUAGCUGUCUCUUUGAGUCUCUGGAUGCGCCUCCGUUUAGAUUAGACCACAAAUCAAAGACUAGAAGCAUUAUUACAAAGAGGAGGAAUCCCAAAAGUAUAAGUGAACCUCCAGAAACAAGGUCCUGAGGGACGGACAGGAACUCUAAGGGAGCCUCGAUACUCCUACGGGAGUCUGACAGCAGCAGGGACUAAAGGACGGUCCAGCCUGAUUGGACGCUUGCAUGCUUGCAUCAUGUUUGGAUUCUGCUGUUUGUCUUCUGUCUUUAUCUGAGUAAAUAUUCUGAAACAACA
Molecule: messenger RNA, 3393 nt
Organism: Eleginops maclovinus (Patagonian blennie)
Lineage: Eukaryota; Metazoa; Chordata; Actinopteri; Perciformes; Eleginopidae
Gene: stxbp4
Product: syntaxin binding protein 4
Exons: 21
Coding region: 339-2414 (691 amino acids)
Biological process (GO): regulation of insulin secretion involved in cellular response to glucose stimulus; insulin receptor signaling pathway
Cellular component (GO): cytoplasmic vesicle
Molecular function (GO): syntaxin binding
Source: RefSeq, a predicted model, not a curated record